AUGGCCGAUCUAGUGAGACCCCGAUGAUGCUCCUCAGCUCAGAUGCUACUCGCUGACACCGCACUCUGUUCACGUACUGUUCAUCAGCUCGAGGAGCUGGAAAAUCGCCUCGAUAUUGAGCUCAAGAUCAAAGAUGGCGCCGAGAAUUUGCUGCUCGUGUUUAGCAGCGGGAACCACGCUGGGAUUCCAGGUCCACCGCUUGGCCAGUCGGCCAACGCUGGUCCAGGACCCAGCUCGGCGGCCAGCAUAAAAGGCAGAGAGGCGUUGCGGAAACAGGUGGAGAGGGAGCUAGAAGCUGCAGACAGAAAGAUAGAAGCUCUUGGUCGCCAGAUUGCAGAGUUGCGAGUUCGAGGUGAAUUGCGCUGCGAGUAGCACCGCUAGGCCUUCCCCACGCUAAAUCCCGCUCGCUCGCCCCGGCAGCCGUGUCACCUGCGCCCAGCACAACUCUGUCAGAAGCUUCCUACGGCUACACUCAACCAGGCAGUGCGCUGGGCUUGCAGUCCCCACGCGGCGGCACGUUGCCAAUGACGCAAAACCAAGAAGCUGUUAGGGCACCUCCCCUCUUUUACAAUGGUAGUCCGCGGGGCCAGUAUGCCACGGUUGCCUCUCAAGAUCGAUCGAUGUACAACACAGCGGGAUUGGACAAGUCUCCCAGUCUAGCUGGGCGAGAGUUGAUUACCGAAGCGUCAAGACGGAGCUCAGAGACGCAAAGAGGGGUCAAGCCGAGUAAGUGCGAUUCGCCGUACACGUCAUCACUAUACACACGCUUACUGAAUCCGUACUGUCACACGCAGUCGAGGACGCUGAAGCGGCACGCAACCAUGUGCAGGCAUUGAUGCGUAACCUCGCUCAGCUUUCAAAGUUGGCGUCCCUGACAGAUGAGUCUGGCGGCGCUGCAAAGGCGUCGAAUGGCAGCGAGUCAUUGUCGUCCAUGGGUCCACCAACUACGCCCUCGAUGACGCGAAGCGCCCAAAGAGCUAGAGCUGCCGCUAUGGCCAAGAGCGAAGCUCAUCAGAGAACUCCUAGCCAUGCGCAUGGUCUGGGAGAUCUUGCACGGCGCAGGCAAAGCGUGUUGACUCAGCUAGCAGGUUUGCUCCGCUGUAACGCCAGAGUGAGGUACGAGACGGAUCCUGAUGAGCUGCUAGAUUGGUGAGCGAGUUCGGCCCCUUUCAGACUGCCCCUCAAAAGCUCAUCGACUCUGGCGGUUGGCGCACGCAGCGUGCUGCCCUGCCUCUCGGACGGCUCUGGCAAGGAAGUGCGCGGAGCGGCCUAUCGGACUCUGCGCUGCGCUCUCAUCAGACCUCCUUGGGCUCUGAUCGCUCGAGCACGUUCCCGAGGUCUCGACAUCUUCUUGAUGCAGACUUUCAUUCGCGAUAACAGAUUCGAGUACGAGCGGGAACAAGCUCUGAAGCUCGUUCGCGCAAUCAUCGAUGCGGCAGUCUUGGAUGACUUUAGCCGCACCCCGGAUCAAGACGACAUCAUGAGCAGUGCCGUCAUCAGAGCUCUCGUAGCGGUAGCAGAGCAUCACAAUGACAAGCUCAGGCAUCUGUGUCUUGAAACUCUGAUGGAGCUUGGUGCGUCGGCCGUUUCAAAGAGAGGCGCUCUCGCCAUCCCUGCUUAGGCAUCCACCCCUUUGCAGCGCUCCACGACUUGCCGCUGCUGAUCAGAGGAGGUGGACUACGGUCGGUUUUGAAUGGGAUCGCGAAUGGGCCUCCUGAGUUAGCGCCUGCGCUUGCCCAAGCUGUCUUGCUGUUGGUCGACGUGCCUUCCACUCGCUGCCACUUUGCGCCCGGAAGCGAUGUUGAGGUGAGUGCACGAGCAUCAGGGCAGUGGGGCGCGAGGACCCACCCGGUGACCUCUAUCACUCUAUCUAUAGGUGGGCUUAUCAGGCUUCACAGAUGCACCCGCCGUCGAUGGAGUUGGUCAAAAUGAGAUGCUGCGCAUCACCUCCCAGGUAGUACUGGUCAUGCUGAGAUCGUGGACCGGUUUGCUCUACCUCUGCAACAAGAAGAGCCACGCUUUGAGGUCUCUUGUACUGGCUCUGCGAGUCAGCCGUCACAGUGUUCGCGAGGCGAUACUGGACAUGCUCCAACAGGCCUUUGCGGUCGGGCUGAGCAGCAAGAGUGGGCAAAAAGAACACGAGACUAGGCGAAGCACAAACACCGCCACCGCGCAGCGCUAUCCCUUUACCGGUGCUCAGCAGGAUCUAUCUGAAGAAGGACGUCGACGCCGCUUGCAUUUAGUCGACCACUAUCUCGCACUGCUUCUCGUCGUCAUGAUCGAUGCAGGUUUGCUUGACGCCGUCGUGCACGUGCUAGAGACGGCUCCGGAGCUCACAAGAAGCGCUUCGAUGCUCAUGGGUCAGCUUGUGCAGACCGCAGACCGCGUACUGCCUCGCAGCUAUGGCGCCGCCGUCCAUGCUUUCCCUCACCUCUUCACCAUGGUCUCACGCUUUGGAAGCGAGCAAGAUCGGCAGCGCGCUAUCGGCGCGCUGUCUGCCAUUGAGUCGCACGCCAGAUCACGAGCUCGUACGCGCAAUUCCAGGGACAGCACAUCUGCGCACGGGGUGCCUAGCAGCAUCCGACCUCGCAACCGCGCAGAUUCUGUGGAAGAUGCGCGCCGAAGAGGUGGAGAUAAUUCAAAGCCGAGACAGAUUGUCAUUCUCGACGAUGCCGAAUUUCGAAAUAGAAUUGUGGAUACGCAGGUGCUCAACACGCGCGACCACACACGCUGGAGCUUUGACAAGCUCAUGGAUCUUUUCGAGGGGCCCCUCAUGAAUGCCAAGAGGCUCGAAGAGGCGACAAGGAGCAUGAAAUUCGCUCGACGCAUCAUAGCCUUUUACCAGCCCUUUUCGCUUCGAUUUGCGACCAUCCCAAAGACGACUGCCAAUCUGCGCUGGAUCAGACUGGGUUGCGCACUCUUGACGACCUUAUCGUCGUGUCCUGAUGGGCUCAGAUUUCUGGCAGAGACGCGAUUCUUGCGAGAGGUUCGAGAAUGUCUAGAACAGCUGCUCCCUCUUGCACCUGCUGGCCAGGUGAUCGGCGCAGGCGAAGCGAUUUUCUCGCGCAUCCGAAUCGUCGAAACACUCACCGGCGGCUACUUUGAGAUGCUCGGCGUGCUGACAAAGACGCCUGAAGGCCUUCGCAUUCUGGAACAGAAUCACCUCUUUACCGCGCUCUACGCUCUCAGCGAGCUCAGAAGCCGCGACGAUCUUAUGCGCUUGAUGUUAGAAAAAUUCGACUACUCCAUCGAAGGACACGCUCGGAUACUGUUCUCAAAGGUCUUGACGUCGACCUACGAGCCAAUGCGCCUGUUUGCCACCCAACAUUUGGCCUCGCUGAUCAAGAAGAGUGUUCUACCGACACAUUGGGCGAUACGCCUGCUCCUCACUCAACUCUACGACCCUUCUCUUGAUGUGCGAGAAGAAGCUGCUCUCAUCCUCAAAGACAUUUGCAAAUCUACAGCGAUGCUCAACAUCGUCGUCUCUAUGAGCCCCGUACUGGAGCACUUGGGUGACUCGAGCCACGCGUUGCUGCUCAUGUUCAUGUCGACUUCUGUUGGAUUGCGAUAUCUACUGCAGGGAGGAUACAUUGAGAGGGAAAUGGACGACUGGUUCCAUCACCGCAAUCAGAGAUACGCCGUGCAGCUCGAAGUCUUACUCGCGCGCGCUUUCAGCAUUCACCAGGCAGAUGACGAUCCGAAGCUCCACGAAGAGUUUGACGGCACAGUCCCAACGCACUUCUACGGCGAGCUUGCCAAAACGCACGAAGGCUGCGAAGUUCUUUCCCGCAAGGGUCACUUUGCAGAGUUUGCGCGAUUCAUCCGCUUGCAUGGCAGCGAAUUUGAAGAUCUGGAGAUCAUCGCCAAGCUGAAGAGCAUUUUGUGGGCGGUCGUGAGUAGCGGAAGCCUUGCGGCAGUGACUCAGUCUCGAAAGAGCACGUCUUGCAGAUGACCGAAGCAGGCUGACCUCGAUCAUGUGCUCGCUUGCAUCAUGAAGGGCAACAUUGGUUCUACAGCUUGCGGACUCCCCUUUCUGGAGAAUGAAGACAUUAUCGCAGUCAUUGUCGACAUUGCCGAGACGUCUCUAGUGCUCUCGGUGCGUGGGUAAGUAUGCGUGUCCUCGCCCGCUCCACUGGCAUUUCUCUGACGUGCGUCUUUGUGACAAUCAGCACCUGCUUCUUCACUCUGGGCCUGAUCGCUUCUACGUCUCCGGGAGCCGAGCUGUUGCAGGACUUUGGAUGGGACUGUGCCUUCACCACAUUUGGCACUCCCAUCAGCCUUUGCGUGCCACGCAACCUUGAUGCUUUCGUCACGGUGAGUGGCGCCGAGCCGUUAGCAGCCCUUGCAGCCGAUGUUGACAUCAUCUGCACUGCAAACCAGAUCCCACCUUGGCAAGUCAAGACGAGUGCUGAUCUCAGGUACUUGGAGCUCAAGAAGCCGGACGGUGGCAUUGAAAGCGCAAUCAUGCUCUGUAUUUCAAAUUUGGGUAACUCGGUCCAAGCCAACAAAGCUUCGCGCUCGCUUGCAAAGUUGAGAGCCCAGCACCGAUUCAUGUUCCAAGACAGAUCGCUUUUCUGCCGAGCUCUGGAGUUGCUCGAGAGCCAUCACUAUCGCCAGCCGGUCAGAAAGUUCAUCUGGGAGCUUUUCAACGUUCGCCUUGACGAGCACCUUGCGCUUGACCUGCGCGACAUCCGCAAGCGACUCGCGGAUCGUAGCCGCACUGCUAGCUCGCAUCCACGCUCGAUGUCCACACUUCGACAUUUGCGGUCUAGCAGCGAUGGAGCUGGAACGAGGCCUGGCGCAUCGCUUCACGUCAACGGCGCUGCGCGAACUGCAUCUAGACAAGACGUGCUAGAAUCGGAAGAAGAGGAGGUCGAGCUGCUCUCCGAGGCCCCAGGCGAUCGCCGUGCUUCGAUCCUGGACGAUGAGGGAGACAUGACAGCAGAUGAAGACGAAUUGAACAGUCAAGCCUCCAUCAGCGUCAUGGCAGAGGGAGAAGACGUUGGCGACGACGCACUGCUCGAUGAGGGCAUACUCCGGGAUCUCGAUCUAGGUCCACAGGCAAAGUCACGCGUCAAGUCGUACGAACCUCCCACGCAAAGACUGCUGCCGCAUCAUCGCCUUGUGGGCGGCUUCAACACCGCAGACGAGGUGGCCGACAGUUUCCAGCCCUCCGGCCUGCUCGGCCCCAGAGUCUCGGCGUCGCGGACAUGA
Ceraceosorus bombacis is the source of this 5214-nucleotide messenger RNA. NCBI's taxonomy places the organism in Eukaryota, Fungi, Basidiomycota, Exobasidiomycetes, Ceraceosorales, Ceraceosoraceae. The record is from the annotation of a GenBank genome assembly.